UCGGCGCGGCGCGGCGAGCUCGAUAUUCCCCGGGACUCGCGGAGCCGCGUCGGGAUCAGCCGGGCUCCCUCCCUCGCGCCUUCCUGGGCCGCCGCCGCCCCCGGCUUGUCUGUCCGCGGCCGCCCGCGCGCCGGCGUGAUCCCGCCGGGGCUGUGCGUGCUCCCCGGCCGCGCGCCAUGGGCAGUCCCCGCUCGGCGCUGAGCUGCCUGCUGUUGCACUUGCUGGUUCUCUGCCUCCAAGCCCAGGUAAGGCGCGCUGCGCGGAGGUGGGAGCCGGGGCCGGCGGGGGACGCCGGGGGCAAGGUCAGGAAGGGGGUACGAGGAUCGACCCUGCGGCCGCGCGGCGGGCUGGAAGGCACCUUAGAAAUGCAGCCCUGAACGACCCCCAGGAGGGAGCUAGGGAACAGAGAGGUAGCGCCUGCCCCAGGUGUGGGCCCGGGCGGGGGGCCUGCGCUGGGCAGGGAGCUCGCUUCCCUGUUCCGAGCUGGCCGGGAGUCCCAGGGUGUUUCCCAACAGGUAACUGUUCAGUCCUCACCUAAUUUUACACAGCAUGUGAGGGAGCAGAGCCUGGUGACGGAUCAGCUCAGCCGCCGCCUCAUCCGGACCUACCAACUCUACAGUCGCACCAGCGGGAAGCACGUGCAGGUCCUGGCCAACAAGCGCAUCAACGCCAUGGCAGAAGAUGGGGACCCCUUCGCAAAGCUCAUUGUGGAGACAGAUACCUUUGGGAGCCGGGUUCGAGUCCGAGGAGCUGAAACGGGCCUCUACAUCUGCAUGAACAAGAAGGGGAAGCUGAUUGCCAAGAGCAACGGCAAAGGCAAGGAUUGCGUGUUUACGGAGAUCGUGCUGGAGAACAACUACACAGCCCUGCAGAACGCCAAGUACGAGGGCUGGUACAUGGCCUUCACGCGCAAGGGCCGGCCCCGUAAGGGCUCCAAGACGCGGCAGCACCAGCGCGAGGUCCACUUCAUGAAGCGGCUGCCCCGCGGCCACCACACCACCGAGCAGAGCCUGCGCUUCGAGUUCCUCAACUACCCGCCCUUCACGCGCAGCCUGCGCGGCAGCCAGAGGACUUGGGCCCCCGAGCCCCGAUAGGCCCUGCCCGGCCCCUCCGCGCCGCUCCCCGCGCCGGCGAGCUCGGCUCUGCCGCAAGAGGUCUGCGCUGCUGAAGGCCGGGGAGGAGCUGGGGGAGCCCGGCUCCCGUUGUCGAUAAUUGUUUGCUGUUGGGUUUUUUGUCGUUGUUGUUUUUUUAAACAAAAGAGAGGCUCUAUUUUUG
Messenger RNA from Sus scrofa (pig), 1275 nucleotides. The record is from RefSeq and is a predicted model, not a curated record. Lineage: Eukaryota; Metazoa; Chordata; Mammalia; Artiodactyla; Suidae.